Aphanomyces invadans is the source of this 1591-nucleotide messenger RNA. RefSeq lists its product as hypothetical. The record is from RefSeq and is a predicted model, not a curated record. The transcript has 7 exons. Gene Ontology annotation, cellular component: membrane; intracellular membrane-bounded organelle; cytoplasm. Gene Ontology annotation, biological process: sphingosine biosynthetic process. Gene Ontology annotation, molecular function: kinase activity. NCBI's taxonomy places the organism in Eukaryota, Oomycota, Saprolegniomycetes, Saprolegniales, Verrucalvaceae. The coding region runs from base 11 to 1348 and encodes 445 amino acids.
UCUCGGUGACAUGAACAGCUUAGUCACCGACAUCUUCACGCUGGCAGGGCGGUCUGUCGUCCUGUCGGCGGUGGCAGACGGCCUCAAGAUCGACGUUCCCUCGAAACCAGUCAACAAUGCACUCUUGAAAUGGGAAGAUGUUCUGGGUGCUACCAACAAGGACAAACCUGCUGGGGUGCUGUUGCACGCGCUCGUACGGGUCAACCACGGCAAGCGACAAGAGCGAACGAUCGCUCUUCAUGCUACCGCUGGUACUGACACACAAGAAGUCGAGCGUUGGAUCCAAAUCGUCACGUUCUUUGCUGAUCCCACACGAGUCAAGACAGAAACGUUGCCAACGCUGGACCACGUAUUGCAGCACCAACCCAAGAAGCGGAAAUACUUGGUGAUCAUCAACCCUGCCUCUGGACAGAGCAAGGGUGUCAAGCUGUUCCAAAAAGUUGAAGCUUUCUUUGCGCAUUCCAGCAUCAACGUGACCAAAUUGCUCACGGAGCGCUCGGGCCACGCAACAGAACUCGCGACUUCCAUCGAUCAUACAUUGUACGACGCGUUGGUCGUUGUCGGAGGAGACGGCGUCAUUUACGAAGUCAUACAAGGGCUGAUGAAGCGUCCAGAUUGGUCCGAAGUGAUCCAGACCCCUCUGGCGAUUCUCCCGGCUGGCGGCGGCAAUGGGCUAGCAAAGUCCCUCACGGAAGCAUCUGGUGAAAAGUACAGCUUUGAAACAUGCGCGUAUUUGGCCAUCAAGGGCCAACCCCAGGCCUUGGACCUGGCCACAGCUCGUGGCAAAUCGACCGAAUCCUUCAUCUUUCUGUCCCUUAGCUGGGCUUUCAUGGCCGAGACGGACUUGGAAUCGGAGAAGUUCCGGUUUGCAGGGUCACAACGCUUUACAAUAUCCGCGCUAAGCAAGAUCAUGUCGGGGAAAACCUGGUCGGGAUCGUUUUCGUACCUCGAGCCUCCUGCGGAUGAAGUGGUGCCAAAGUACUGGGAUGAUGUGGACGCAAAGGCCGGCGCCGCGCCAAAGUUGACGUUGCUUCCGCCGUCCGUGGAGGAUCCUAAACCUGAGACGUGGAAAACGAUUGAAGGCGACUUUAGCUUGUUUUGGGCCAUGAAUACUGCUUGGGCAGCCACAGACGGACUUGUGGCGCCAUCGGCCGAAUUGGACGACGGGUUCAUGCACGUGGUCAUCAUGCCUGGGAGAGUGUCGAAGGCAGAGUACAUGAGUGUGCUUUUGUCUAUCGACAGCGGCGGUCACGUGGAGAAACCAUCGGUGCAAGUGAUCAAGACGAGGUACGACGAAAUUCUCGUGCUGAGUCACAUCUGCGACGUUGUUGACGACUUUGGAUCCUAGAGCGUUCGAAGUCAAAGCUCCCAUGUCUGAUAUCAUGAUGGUUGACGGGGAGCGCUUUGACGGAGGUUUCUGCCAGGUCGAAGUUCACCGCGGGAUGGCGCGCGUUCUCGCUGUGCCUAAGUGAGGACGCAAGGACACGUUUUUAUAUUUUGAACGCAUUUAAAAAUGAUCGUCAUUUAAUGCCAUCAAAGUUGUGUGUUUUGGUGUACACUUAAUGAAAUCAAGUAUAAAUUUGUCAAGAAC